This is a messenger RNA of Phanerochaete carnosa HHB-10118-sp, 2129 nucleotides long. RefSeq lists its product as uncharacterized. Gene Ontology annotation, molecular function: U3 snoRNA binding; rRNA binding. Gene Ontology annotation, biological process: maturation of SSU-rRNA from tricistronic rRNA transcript (SSU-rRNA, 5.8S rRNA, LSU-rRNA). The transcript is spliced from 12 exons. Lineage: Eukaryota; Fungi; Basidiomycota; Agaricomycetes; Polyporales; Phanerochaetaceae. Gene Ontology annotation, cellular component: nucleolus; small-subunit processome. Bases 17 to 1963 code for a protein of 648 amino acids. The record is from RefSeq and is a predicted model, not a curated record.
GCCAACUCUUGCAGCAAUGGCUAUAGACCGAGGAAACGGAACAACCACACAGCUUCUGACGCUGAUCAACGUCUCUGCGACAAAAGCUAGAAAGCGAAAAUGGAUCCUCGAUGAUGCUAGACCUUCAGAGAAACUGAACAAGCGGCGGAACGUUCACUUCGGCGAAGUGCAGGUUAACGAGCAAGAGAGCACUUCGCCAGAGACACAAAAGGAGAAUACAGAGGGUAUUGCUACUAUUGACGCUGCAAAGGAUGUCCAAGAGACUGAAGGAGACGACGAAACCGCUGACGAGAGUUCGGCUGAUCUCUAUGAGAGCCAUUUUGGUCCCAACUCUUCUGAUAUGUCCGAAAUGAAACGCCAAGCCGUAGAGAACAGAUCGUGGAAGACACACCGAGCGCUGUACGGGAAAUUGGGAGGCGCAGUGGACUAUGUGCUGGAGGCCGAAGAAAGUAUGGCUGAAAAGCGCGAGAAGCCAGCGGUUACGGACGCCAUUCCAACAACGGCAAACGAAACUGUCGAAAGGCAAGCCCACGCGUUUCAUGAAAAACUCGCGGCUCUGCAGGACGAUGUUCUGACCACUUUGUCCUCAAACAAAGAUCUAUAUGUUACGCGUACACCUCUAGACUCGCAACAAUUAAUAAGGGAAGCCAUAGCCCUCCAUGCCCUUAAUCAUGUCACGAAAAAGCGAAGACGAAUUCUCAAGAAUAACGAGCGCAUAACCCACGCCACAAAAUCCGGCGCGCCUGUGCCUGAGGACGUUCAAGAUCAAGGAUUUACCCGGCCUUCCGUGCUCAUCCUUUUGCCUUUCCGGUCAUUUGCCCAGCGUUGGAUAUCUGCACUUACAACGCAUACCCCGUCACCCUCGUUUCAGGUGGAGAACAGGUCCCGCUUCGAGUCGGAGUACGGUUUGCCACCAGGGGCAGUGGACAAGCUUCUUGCCGCCGAGCCCGGUAUAUAUCCCAAAGAUCACGUCGAGAUGUUUAAAGGCAAUGUCGAUGACAGCUUCAGGCUCGGUGUCAAGUUGACUCGCAAGAGUGUGAAGCUUUUUGCGGAGUUCUACGGUUGUGAUAUCAUCCUCGCAAGUCCGCUGGGUCUGAGGAUGUCUAUCGAGAAAGAAAAAAACGCAGACUUCUUGUCGUCCAUUGAACUCCUCAUUGUGGAUCAAAUGGACGCUCUCACAAUGCAGAAUUGGGAACACAUCCAGUUUAUCAUCUCGGACCUUAAUAAGCUUCCGAAGGAGUCACACGAUGUCGACUUCUCCCGCAUAAAGCCGUGGUACCUUGACGGGCACGCUGCCUUCCUUCGCCAGUCGGUUCUAUUGUCAGCAUACGAGACUCCAGAAACACGUGCGCUGUUCAAUAACAGCCUCUUAAAUGUGGCCGGCAAAGUACGGACAGUAUGUCGCUGGCGGCCCGUCCCCGUGCCUGAGGGUGUUGACCAGAAUUUUGUUCUGUUCGACUGUUCCAGCCCGAAGGACGAACCUGACAAGCGCUUCCAGCACUUCACAACCCAGAUGUUGCCCGGGGUGCUGAAAUCGGCGGUGCAAAGCACAAACACCGCCAUCUUCAUCCCUUCAUCGUUCGAUUUCAUUAGGGUCCAGAACCACUUCCGCAAGACCGCCGGCGUAUCUUUUGCUGUGCUAUCGGAGUACUCAUCGAACCAGGACAUUUCGCGGGCGCGCCAAGCUUUCUUCGGUGGCAAAAAGUCUUUCCUUCUCAUCAGUGAGCGCUUCCACUUUUUCCGUCGAUACAAAAUUCGCGGGAUCCGCAAUUUGAUCUUCUACGGGCCGCCCGACCAUCCACAGUUCUACACUGAGCUCCUGUCGUAUCCGUUCCUCGACGACGGCGUCGAGCCCUCGGACGUCACCUGCAAGAUACUGUACUCGCAAUAUGACUAUAUGCGCUUGGAGCGGAUAGCGGGUACCGAGGGCGUCAGCGAGCUGAUCAAGAGGUCAGCGGUGUAACCCGGAGGCUAUGUUUGCCCUACUCUGUUAGCAGCAGACUAAAGCUGCGCCUCAGUCUCAAACACCGCAGUCGAAUAUAGCACACAUACACAGUUCAAUAUGCUGAGUACCAACCGGGGAAACUACGGAAUCUGAUCUAAAAUUUACAUGCAGCUCAGAACUAGCC